This is a messenger RNA of Cydia strobilella, 10305 nucleotides long. Its product is annotated as ceramide synthase 6-like. The record is from RefSeq and is a predicted model, not a curated record. The transcript has 10 exons. Gene Ontology annotation, biological process: ceramide biosynthetic process. Gene Ontology annotation, cellular component: membrane. The coding region runs from base 151 to 1323 and encodes 390 amino acids. Gene Ontology annotation, molecular function: sphingosine N-acyltransferase activity; DNA binding. Lineage: Eukaryota; Metazoa; Arthropoda; Insecta; Lepidoptera; Tortricidae.
ACACCACACUUUUGUGUCAUGUCGGCUGACGGACGGUCGUGUGCUGUUGAUUUUUCUCUUGGGUGUGUUUAUGACGUGAUUUAAUUUGUUAUUAGCAUAUAACUGGACUUGUUAUUAACAGUAAACAGUGGUGAUAAGCAAAGUGUUAAUAUGUUGCGGUAUUUAGUGGAUACAUUUUGGGAUGAAGAUGUGUGGUUGCCUCCAAAUACUACCUGGGAGGAUUUGGCCCCAGGGCCUGAUAAACCUGUGGUUUACAAUGAUCACAGGCACCUUCUGUACCCUCUGCCCUUAGCAGUGGUGCUAAUAGUCCUGCGGCACAUACUAGAAAAGUACUGGUUUGCGCCCUUUGGAAAGUCGUUAGGUAUUAAGAACACAAGAUCAAAGAAAGCACCUAGUAACCCUAAGCUAGAGUUGGCCUACCAGACAUCACCUAAAAUUAAGCAUAAACAGUUCUUUUUGAGCAAGGAUGAGAUAUGCGCGCUAGCGAAGCAACUAGAUAUGUCAGAACGCCAGGUCGAGCGGUGGUGGCGCCUCCGUCGGUCCCAGGACAAGCCUUCCACACUCGUCAAGUUCUGCGAGAACGCGUGGAGAUGUACCUUCUAUCUGUACAGCUUCUCUUUCGGAAUGUUCAUUCUUUGGGACAAGGAUUGGCUGUGGGAUAUAGAUAAUUGCUAUAUCGACUAUCCGCAUCAGGGCCUAACGAACGACGUGUGGUGGUACUACAUGAUCUCCUCCGCCUUCUACUGGUCGUUAACCAUGUCCCAGUUCUGGGACGUCCGUCGCAAGGACUUCUGGCAGAUGUUCGUCCACCAUGUGGCCACCAUCAUGCUGUUGUCCUUCAGUUGGGUGUGCAACCUUCACAGGAUCGGGACGCUGGUGUUGCUGUCACAUGACUGUGCGGAUAUAUUUUUAGAGCAAGCGACCAUUGCGACGCGCUUGUGGCGCCGGCGAACAUUUGCGGCAAAGGCCACGAAGUACGCCGGCUACCAAAGGUUCUGCGACUGCGUGUUCGCUAUGUUCACUGUGCUCUGGAUCGUGACGAGGUUGGGGAUAUACCCCUUCUAUAUUAUUUGGAGUACAACGAUCCGCGCGCCGAUGCUGGUCCCAAUGUUUCCGGCCUACUACAUCUUUAACUCCCUACUGUGCCUUCUACUAGCCCUGCAUAUGAUUUGGACGUGGCUGAUUCUCCAAGUCGCAUAUAAGACUAUUAAGGCUGGCCAGAUGGAGGGCGACAUUCGCAGCUCGAGUUCAGACAUCAGCGAUAGCUCGCAUUACUCUAAUCACAGCACGCCCAACCGGGUCAACAAUAAAAAAGACACAUAGAGCACGGCGCGACGCGCGCAGUGGGCGCGCUCCUGACUGCUGACGACAGGUUGUACUCGUACGUAGUUACGUAUCGCACACCGGCCAUUCAUGACACUAACAUUAUUUCGACACCAUACUCCUGACUGCUGUUGACGACAUGGUUGUACGUAUUGCAUACCAGCUACGCUCACGAUUAUUUCGAUACCGGUUUACAGACACAAACCGGUUAAAUUAUACCAUAACAAAAACCGGUUUAUUAUUGUAGCUAAUUAAAAUUGGGUUUUAAAAAACUGGAUAAGCAAUGGCACAGUCUGGUUUCAAUUUAUUUUGACUUUGUUAUUUGUAUCUAUAAAUGGACUGACGAACUGUUGCAUUAUAAAUAUAUUAUACGACAAAAAAAGUCACUAAGGACAAUGCCUAGGGUAACACAAAUCAAAAUAUUUAAUGAAAUGAUUUGUUUCAUGGUUGUAUUGAAAUAUUGUAAUUUAGCCUAUUAGCCUAUAGCUAUAGGCCUACUACUCGCCGCUCCCCUACUUAGGGAACCGAUUGAGUUAAGCAGUAGGGCUGUAGGAUUACACAUAGUCUUGCAAAACGGUUUUUUUUAGUUUCUUGGAUCCGUGCCGUCCUUAUUUUUAUUUAAUUAUUUUAUAUGAGUCUUAAGUAAACAAUUUGAUUUACCUCAGUAUUUUCCAUUUUCGUGUACUUACAUAUAAUUUUAUCGUACUUAAAUUACACCGUUUUAUUUAUUUUUUACUUUAGAAUUGUCUUUUUUCAAUAACUAUUGUUUAUCACAUUAAAGAAACGGCUGGUGUCGCGGUAUUCUGAAUAAAGUAUCAAUACAGAUACGUGUUUCCUAAUACCUACAUAUAUAAUUAUAAUAAAAGGCUAUUGGCUUUAAUAAUAAAAGGUUAUAUAUAUAAUUAUAAUAAAAGCUAAAGGCUAGGUAUUGAUGAUAAAAGAACAAAAUGGUUUCGUAGUUUUUUUAAUAACGUCGGUGAAAGAAAAUUAUUUAUAAUUAAUUUAGUUUUUUACGUUACAUAUUAAAAGCAUGGGGUUGCAGUAACUAUAUAUAUCGAUGAAAACUGACCCUUAUUACUUUAUCUAAAUUAAAAAAAUUGUAAAGUAACCAAAAAUUUAUCCUAAUAUUAAUUAAUUUUAAUUAUACAUAGGAAUUCGCACGAUUGCCUUACCUUGUUAAAGGUAUUUCGCAUAUAAAUAUAAGUCAUAAUAAUAAUAUACAAUGGAUAGUUAUCUAUUGGAAUUGGUUCUAAAUAAUAUAUGCUAAUGAUGAAUAGGUAUAUAAUAAAGUCAUGGUGCAUUAAAGUACAGUACAUUAAAAAACUUGUCGUGACUAUGUCAAUGUCAUAGAGACGAUGACAUGAGUUUUAGUUUAUCACUUUACCUGUACAAUCUUUUCUUAUACCAGAUUAAGGCCACGAAAAUCUAUGACCAAGCAAAUUUAUCGCCUAAUAAAUACGACAAGUUUCUAGUUAUAAAAUUAUUGUUAGAAUUAAUCGACUUGACAAAAUCUGUGCAAAACCGGUUUCAGGUCUUACUCAGAUAUUCUGCACCGGUUUUCCCUUUAACCGGUUUUAGAUACUUUGUGUUCUAUGGCAAAAUUUAAAUUAUAAUUCCAUUUUACUAUGUCAACAACGAAGCCUAUUUGGCAUGUAUAUAAAAAUGUAGUGUACAUAUGCCAUCAGGCCUUCACAUAAUAUAUAAUUACUUAUUUUAUUUACUUGUAAUAUUCUUAACUUUCUCUAUCGCGCCGAUUCAUUAGUAUUUACUACUGUUACUCUCUACGAAAUCACAAAUUACUGCUAUUGCACAACUACUCUGUGAUUAUUUAAAACUACGUGUCUCAAUGUUUUAUUGGUUAAGUGACAUAAAUUCAUAUUAAAUCUGUUGCCUUCUAAUGUUUAAAGUACUCAGUCAAAUAAGUUACUUACUGGCAAUCAAACUUAUUGAAAAUUAUGUAAAAUUUUAAAGAAAAAAUAAAUAAUCACGGUUUAUGUGAUAUUUUUCGGCUUAUAAUGAUUAAAGAUAAUAUUUUACCCGUUUAUAAAGUCGAUGAAAACAGUUAUUUUUAGCCAGUUUUGUAAAUAUUCUAUUGGAUGGGACCACGUAGUUGAAAUUAGCUACACGCUUCCAUAUUUAAAUAUAUUAAUAUCUUAUUAGACAAAUUAUAACUAUGAAAAUCAGUCUGCAUUCGCUAUACUUACCUACAAAUUAUAAAGCUAAAUUUUCAUUAUUAAUUAUCGAUCAAAAAUGUAUAAGUAACAUAUUUUUAUUUGAAAUUUUAAUCCGCCUUCACAUUAGAUAACUUAUAAGAAUAACAUUGUGUUCAAUCCGCUGACGACCAUGGAAAUGUAAUGUUAUACACUAGGGUUAGAUAUAUCAUAGAUAGGGAGAUCAUUGUGUAUCAUUACUUCAUGCUUUUUAGCUACUUAAUUUUAUUGUUUAUGUUUUCGUAAACUCACUAAGAUACACUGUUUAUGGCGAGAGACUUACAUCUACUCAUAGAUAUAUAGGGUUCACAAACAUCUGCACAAACCAACGUUCCAAAAAUAUAUUUACACGCCUCAAUGACACUGACAAUAAGGUCAGGUAAAAUAGUAAAUAUAUUAUUGGUUUGUAAAGAUGUUUAUCAACUCGACCGUACAAACACAGCGAGUCUUUAUAUUAAUUAAUUAAUUAUUAAUUCAUUUAUUCAUAUAAUACAGUUACACAUAUACUAUAAAUGCGCCAAACUGGAGUAACCAACAAAUCAAAUCAAAUAUAAGUCAAAAAUAUGUGGUAGCAAAUAUAUGUGGAUAUCAAAUUCUGUGUAGGUUCCACAGAGGUUCGUCAGUGUCAAAAGUGGUACAUUCGUGCCUUUUCUCACAUGGUUGUAUAUUAAAUAAACCCAUUUAUUCCACAGAGUGAGAUAAUAUUUGGUAAUAUUAUAUAUUCGAUUUAACUAUAUUCAUAGAGUACCGUUUUGAGCUAAUAGAGUUUAUGACAUUUUAUGAGUAAUGAAAUUAUAUCCCUAUCAAAACGGUUUUCUUAGAGCAGUAGAGUUACUUAUUUCCUUGGACUUGCUAGUAUAUAUAGUGUUUGGAUGCCAUUCAUUUAUUAAGUAAGACGAUUUUUGCCAGUGUAUGAUCCCCUCCCUCCCCUUUGUAAGAAAAAAUAAGAAAAGGCUAACCCGCUCCCCCCUAUAUUGGCUAUAUAUCACGUAAAAAACUACAGGAAAAAAUAAAUACACGUUCGGUUUGUUUUAGUGUUUAUUUAAAAAAAACAUUUUUGGAACGUUUAUUUGUACCUUUAAAGGUACUGGAGCCCGUUUAAGCUCUGCGCCGUGUUUGAUAGCAUGGAGUGGGUCAGUGUUAUUUAAAACGUCAUAAUUUUAUAGAAAUAAAAAAAAAUUGUGAUCUACGUAAGAACUAUGAAAAUCCCCUCCCUCCCCCUUGUAAGAAAAAAUAAGAUAUGUUCGACCUCCCUCCCCCCUAAAUCGUCUUACGUACUUAAUAAAUAAAUGGCGCCAUUCGUCAAACUAUAUUAUAAUAUAAACUUUCGAAGAAACAGUUUGUUAUUUUUUGACAAAUGUCUGAGCUUAUGAACAAUGCAUAAUGGGCCUGUCAUGACUAUGUGAUAUGAUUAUAUCACUUCUUUUGGAAUGAGUACUUGUUGUAUCAAAUGAUUUGUUAAAGAUAUAAUUAGUCUAAGAUGUUUUGGUGGUCUCUGAUACUAGAUAGUAAACAUGUAGAUAGGAAGUAUUAUUUAAUUCUUAGUUAGUGCCUUUUACACACGCAACACUACAAAAUCAUUCCUUUAGAAUACGAUGGUGAUAAAAUUUGUAAGCCUUUCGAUAAAUCUAAAUUAGUCUUAUGGUUUUUAGGUGCGUGUGUGAAGCAGAUAUAAAUGCUUGUUUCGUAUGGUUUAAAUAAUGUGUUCUAUAUUGAUAUUCAGAAUUGAAUAGAGGAAUUUGAUGUUUUCGCAUAAGCAUUUAACCUUUUAACCGACAGAGACGUCAAAUGACGCACGCGGCUGCAGUCAAAAAUCAGCCUUCGUGCAAUCCGAAAAGGUUCACAGUCACGCGCCAAACACGACAGGCGCGGCGUUCAUAGGGUUAAUACAAUUUUCCCUAUAUCCAAUAUUUUUUAAUGAUUUAUAUGUAAUAUUCUUUCAUGGUUCUACUGAUUUUCAUAAAUAUUGAAAUAGAUAAUAAUUAUUCAGUGUUGUCAGUUUACUCUUACUAAUUCUGAAUAUCAUUGGAGCGCCGAUUCCUCAUUGUAAUACUGUCUUGUAUAUGUCUAAACACUAAUGGAGUUAUUCAUAAACGCGAUAAUGGCCUGAAUUAGCUAUGAAUUGUUUAAGUUGUGUAAAGUUUCAUGAAUAAGAGGGUAAGUUUAUUAAAAGCGUCGAACAAACAUAUAUAAAUUAUAAUACCUGUUGGAUGCAUGAAAAUUUGACAAUCGCAAUUUGAGAAGUAAUCAGAUUAUGAUAAGUUAUCGAAUUGAACAAAUAAUGCAGUUAAGUAUGUAAUAUUGUUAUUUGUUAGACAGGUAUAAUAUGAAUUUCCUCAAAUGAUUUUUACGCCUAAGACACAAUCUGUUAAACAAAAGCCAUUGUUUCUUUUGUGCGAGCGGUGGGCUACCGUGUUGAGCGCGUGCCUAAGCAAAAACGUCUAAAAAGCGGCUGUAUCGUGGUAGUUUUAGGGUUCAAAUCUAUUUACAUACAUGUAACAUGUUUUGGUAAUGUAGGACAAUCGCCCACCUUAAUAUAGGCAAGCGCUCAUAUUAUUACUUAGAUUUGAACCUUAAAAACAACUAUUACACAGUCGCUUUUUAAACGACAUUGUUGCUUUGGCACGCGCUCAACACGGUAGCCCACCGCUCCUACAAAAUAAACAAUGGCUUUUGUUUAACAGAUUAGGGUCUUAGGCGUAAAAAUCAUUUGGAUAAAUUCAUACUACACUUCAAUGGUUAUCUGAGAUAAGGUCAAUACUGAUAAGUGGGGCUGGUCUUCAUAUUGGCGCCUAUUUAUUUACACAUUGAUUAGUGUUUACUGCGAGUUCAUACAUUUGGUACUUGCGUUUAGUGGCAAAUGUAUGUACUAGGAAAUGCAAACCGGUUUUAUGUGUAUGAGAAAACCGGUUUAUAACCGAAAUUUCAUACAAAUAAAAACCGGUUUGCAUUCCCUAGUAUGUACCAACACUAACUCGCGAUAAAGGCUACACUUAUCGUUAUUGACCUUACCUAAUUAAAACCUUAGCCUGAAACCUAAAUAAAACACGGAUAAUUUUGUUUUCCUAUUCUUUCACAUUUUGUUUUAUCAAUAUAAUUUUUAUCGGUUUUUCGAUAGGGUAUACCGGUUUCGGCCGGUUAUGUUACGUUAAUUAUAUAACAAACGCACCGUUCUUGCAACUAAAGUGCAUAAAUUAAUAUAAGUGCUCAUGUUAACAUCAAAUUCAUAUCUAAAUAUCUACAUAGGUGCUAUUGCUAAAGAAUAAUGUUUAAUUUAAGCUAUGCUAGUAAAAUCUACAAUUUUGCUUGUUUAUAAAAAUACGAAAAACAGUUUCAUUCAAACUAUUUCACAUCGCGCCAUAUUUACAUAUUUGCUGUAUACUUAAUAUUUGGGUCAACGAAGAACCAAGAUGUUGGUAAGAAUUAAGUAAUGUGACAAAUAAAAUAACGAUUAAUUCAUUCUACGAAAAAUCUUGGCUGUUUCUUGAGUAAACUUAUGCAAAAAUUCCAAAAAAGUACAUUUUCUAAAGUUUUUACAGCUACAAGCUUACUAAUACUUUAAUCCCAAACUAUGCUUUUUUUCGAAAUAGUUUCUGGCCUUAAACGUCUAAAUUUGCCGCCGUAAGGCCACGCAUUUACAUUACAUUAGUUAUUUAUUGUUACGCAAAUAAAACACCCAAAGAUAUGCUUAAAGAAAGCUUAGGAAUUGUUAUAGGAUAAGAAUUUUAUAAAAAAAGUAGGUAAAAUUGUGUCGUUCUUAAGCAAAAGGUACUAAGGCUAAUCGCAAUAGCUAGGUAACAUGGUGAGGAGAAUUGCCUCACGGCGCCCCUCUUUACUGUCUACGGCGCCCCAGGGCGCCGCGGCGCACAGUUUGGGCACGUUGGUCGGUUGUCUGUAUUUAAAAACAGAUGAGGGAAGAAAUUCCUCAUGAAUUCCACGGUAAAGGCGGAAUAUGAACUCAUAUUUACAAAAAAACGGUUCCUUUUAACUAAGAACGCCAUAUUUGUGUAUUAUUUCAAACAGUCGUUUUAUUCUCCAGUUGCCUAAAAGAAAUCGUAAUUUUUAUUUAAAAAAAAUGUUUGCCUGCUUUUUUGCUAAGAAUUCGAACUAAUAUAAACAAGUACAGAUAAAAAUCUAUGAACAUAUUUUAUACUGUUAUUGAGAUGUAACUAUUGUUUUACAACUUACAAGGCCGCGUUAAUUAUGCUAAUCUUAGAUCUAAGACAAAUUUAUUAAGUACAGAUUUAGUGCAUAAUUAUUUUCCAUCGUAUUUUCACGAAAACGUACGAACGUGUAUUGCUAUUUCAGUCAGUCUCGGUACAAAGAGUAUUAAGGUUGACUGAAGUAGCACGACUAAUACGAACGUUUCCGAAAAAAUACGAUGAAAAACAAUAUUAUGCACUACAUCUGUACAGUAUUUCUUUAUUCAAUAAAAAUCUGUUGUAUCAGAAUAUGAAAUUAUAGUUCAGGUUUUUUUAAAUUAUUAUGAAUGUUAAUCCGUGGUUGUUGUUUCUUUCGUUUAAAAUUUAUUAAUGUUUUAAUUACGGCCUGUAUUGAUAAUGCCUAUAUAAAUUAAUAAUUUACCGCCAUGAUUUUUCUACAAACGAUGAUACCUACUUGUUUAAUAUUUAAUAAACUUUCCUACAGCUAAAUUAAUCUUUAUAUCAAAGAAUACGAAUUUUUACAGUAGGUACAUAUGGUGCUACUUUACCACACCAGUGCGGUAAUUAGCACGUUACGUGCCUGUGUAGAAAAUUUAAAGGGCCAUAUGUACUGUUAAACAAUGUACGAUAUAACACUCCUUCGGCCGUGUUUUAUUAUACCGCCACUAUUAGAUUAUUUUAAACCGGGUCACUCACGUAUUAUUAAGUCGAAUAGCUCGACAUGUUUCUGUCCAAUUUACGAGGACCGUCUUCAUGGAGACACGACACGUCUUCACUGGUCGAGGGCGCGGCUCGAUUCGAGGGGAGGGGAGGGGGCGGCUGGUGGUUGUGGCGGAGGGUGAGUGACCCGGUUUAAAAUAAUCUAAUAUGUUUGAGUCUCACGGGAGUUUUAUACCGCCACUAGUCGCGAAUUUCCUACUUUUCGCACUUGUAUCGUGAUGUACUAUGAAAUGAACAGCUUAUUCCCGUUCACUGUAUUGUUAGAUUUUAUAAGAUGUCUAAAUUGUAUGAACAGCUUUUAAGUACCUAACAUUCGGACAUCUUAGAAAAUCCGACUAUGGCACAUCACACAAAAGCUCGAAAAUCGAAAUUUGGUUUCUGCCUAUCUAUUGCUCUUGAUAUUAUAUAUAUUGACCCUCAGAAUUCUUUUUAGAUAUUCAAAGCCUGCAUUUAUGCAUUAGCCAUGAAAUAAAUUCAGAUAUUGUCUAUGACACCUGUCUUUUUGUGUAGAAAUUUGAAUUUAUUCCGCGCAUAGGGUUCACUCUGAAUAUCACAAAAAAUUAGCUUGUGUGUGACGCGCCUUAACCACUAUUUCUGUUUAUUAAUGGGGUUGGCAACUGUCAAAGAUUUGCAUACAUGGCGCCAUCAUAGCUCGACCCUUUCUCUAGUUUUGUUCUAUGAGAUUUGGCCUAAAGGGGCUGGCAUUCAGGGUCUAAAAAUCCAAAAAAAAAACAAGAAUUUGACACAAUUCUAGGGCAUGACAGGGCAAGCUAUGCUGGCGCCAUCUGUAAAAUACUUCGACCGGCCUACCCCAUUGAUUUAAUAUUCAAUCGGCCUCUCUUAAUAUGAAUAUGUAAAGUUUAAACUUUAAACGUGGCAUUACCACGACUUGAAAGGGAGCAACUCGCGACUCGAGACCGUGUAUUGUUAAAAGUGACACAACUCAGAAAAUGGUCGAUUUUAUAAUUUUAGAGGAUAUAGUGGAUCUAUAUUCCUUCCUGGAUAUUGAUACUAUGGAGAAUAUUUUUGAAUAGGUACCUAUUAUAGAAGUUAGUAGCGAAUAACUAAUUCCAUACAAACUUGUAAAUACUUCUGUAAAAUCAAACGAAGGCAUAAUGAUUGUGGUGAAUAUACAUGAAAUUGUGUAAAAAUGUGUUCUAAAAUAUUAAUAUUAAGAGAAGAAAAUGGGGACUACGUUUGCAUGAAAAGACGUUUUCGUCUGCAUUCGUCUUAACGUGUGUAUUCAGGUCACGGUUUUUUUUAGUUGUGUCACUCUUAUAAAAUAACGUCAACUUAUUCGUUAAAUAUAUAUUUUAGUCACACUACCGUGUUCAGACGCUUUAACCACGUGUCUAAGUAUUAAAAAGAGUUGAAAUAAUCUUUAAUGGUUUUGUGCCUUUUGAAAUAUGUUGUUAUUAAGAAAGUUGAUAUGAUUUAAAUAAUAAUGUUACUUAUUGAUAGAAAUUACACUACUUAAGGGCGCUUUUUUACAACACUUUUUAAACGCGUUGACGAAAUUGGACGGCUACCUUGAGUAUCUCUUAGGAGUACGAAGGGGACAUCGCUAUAUACGUGUCUCAGUCACACAGCGGAGCCGCCCGCGGACCCAUAAUCCAUAUAAAGCUCGAAAUACUGUAAUGUGUGAAACACUACAGUAUUUCCAGGACUCAUGGUAGCCUUACAGUACAGAUUUAUAUUAACAAAGGUUGUCGUUUUCGCGUUAAAAAAACGUUAUUGACGUGAGUUAUUGUUUAAACUUGAUCUCUGUUGUUGCAUUUUGACGCUUUGUUUCAAGUUUACAAGUGGUUUAUAUUUUUAUUAUCAGAAGAAUAUAUCGGUGUUUGUUUAUGGUUAAAUUGCAUUUGUAUUGAAAUAUUUAUAAUACACAA